Molecule: messenger RNA, 2091 nt
Organism: Geodia barretti
Lineage: Eukaryota; Metazoa; Porifera; Demospongiae; Tetractinellida; Geodiidae
Source: the annotation of a GenBank genome assembly
CACUGAGCAGCAAUGGUUGUCUUGCCGUACCGAAGCUGAUUCGAUUGUCCAUGCUGUGUGUGCCGAUCUACUGGCGAUGACUGAGUCUGGGUACUACUACUAUACCCACCCCUUCACAGAGGACGAGCGGAUGUCGCUCAAGGAGUUCUUUGGUGGAGAUCUCUUCGAUGGAAGCUAUAAAGAGCUCAAUGAUGAGCAGCUUGAUCAGAUCUCGGCACGCAUCAUGCCCCGAGCUCGAAGCUCUAUCCGCGUGUCCGACCUCCUCGCGCCCCUCAGAAAGUUGAAGGCCCUCACUGACACGGAGUACAGUCACCUGAGGAGUGGGAGUCUGGAGGCAGAGGAGCAGGCCGUGCGGCUGAUGGAAUACCUCAUGUACAAGGGUUCCUAUGGACUGGCUUCCCUGUAUCUCUCACUCCUGACCUCCUCUGAGAGAAAGAAAGGGCUCCCGGCUCACUACCAGCUGGCCAGGGAGCUCAGGGAGAUUGUUCAGGAGUAUGGAGUGACAGAGGAAAGCUCCGGUGGCAGACUGGAAGGCCUGACUAAUGGAACCGAGGCUCAGACCAUUCCUCUGAGAGCUGCGGUGAAGAAACUGCGGGGUGUCCGUCUCUCUCCAGAGACUGCCCGGACACUAGCCUCUCACCUCAACCUACCACCUCACCAGAGAGUGUCGGCUGAUCUGUGUGAGUUGUGUGUCCAGUGGCUGAAGAGCAGGUCUACAUGUGACGUGAUGGAGCUGGUGGAGGGAAUGGUGGCCACCGAGGGCCUCGGAAGGUACACCACCCGUCUCUGUGGACCCUCCUCAGAGUCUCCUCGAGACAUGAGGAACUUCCUGCUGACCCUGGGGGAGAGGUGGGUGGAGAUUGCACGGUACCUGGGGUUCUCUCAGGAAGAGAUUGACACCAUCAUGCAGAGCUACCCCGAUAGCAUCGAGAAGCAGGUGGAAGAGUUUCUAGAGGAGUGGAAGAUGCCGGACUCGGGCCAGAAGACCCUCCCUCUUAUGCACAAACUGAAGGCCCUGGCAGGGAUCGUGGAGCCCAAGAGAGACAGGGCAAACAGUCUCCCUUCAGGUCGUCGACCGUGGUUGGACAAUAGUGGAGUACCUCCUAGGAGACUAGACCCGUACCCUCACCCUCACAAACGCCCCCCGUCUCCUCCCCACACCCCCGAUGAUCACCACCAUCAAAACUCUCACCACUGUCACCACUCACACUCGGGGCACCACGUACACUCGUUUCACCAUCACCACGACUGCCCGUUUCACAAUGCAGUGGACAAGCAAGUGGAGGGAUACUAUGACGACUACGAGAACGCCCCAUAUUCUUCUUAUUCUGGCACUCUACCUGUUGGCAGUAGAGGGCAAUUUCAUUUUAUUGUGAGCCUGAGUGGUGGUGGUGGUGAUUCAAGGAAAAGCUACCACAAGCAAAGUUAUCGUUCUCACUACGAUGACCCAGUUAUUGAAGAGUUACCCAGUGAUUCGGAGCCCCAUUUCCAGGCCCCAGCGAGCCAUCACGGGGAGCGAGGUAACGAUCCCCGACCAGCCCACCGUCUCUUCCUCCUCUUCCUCAACCAAACCUCCCAUGCCUUCUCGGCCGCCUACUACUUCACCUGGUAGUGCUACAAGAGGAGGUGUCAGAACAGAGCCUCACGCAAGGUUGGGUAACGAGGUUUUUACGGAACGAUCUUCGUCUCUUGAUGGAGUUCAGGGAAGGGGGGGUUUCGAGCAAGGGAACAACUUGUCUACUCCGCUUGGAAACGAGGUUUUAAUGGAGGGUCACCCAUCUAGUAGCAGCAGUGCUCAUAGAGGAAGUGUUAAACGAGGAAACUUGUCUACUUCCCUUGGAAACGAGGUUUUAAUGGAGGGUCACCCAUCUAGUAGCAGCAGUGCUCAUAGAGGAAGUGUUGAACGAGGAAACUUGUCUGCUUCCCUUGGAAACGAGGUACUAAUGGAGAGUCACCCAUCUAGCAAUAGCAUCCGAGGUUUGCACGGUGGUGGUAAUUUGCCUCCUCUUGGUAACGAGGUUUUAUUGGAGGGUCCCCAGCAUUUUGGAGGUGCGGGGAGAGGAGUCGACUUACCUUCACCUCUUGGAAAUG